AUGGAACUAUCAAAGUCCGGUUCGAGAAACAUACCCGAUGAAAAGAGUUUAGCUUCCACCAAGGUUCACACAAGCAAGUCCGGUUCUCGAACCAUCCUCGGUGAAAGAAAGUUUCCUUCUCCAGAAGACGAUGCAAUCAUGUCCGAUGGAAACUACACUCAUGACACAAAUAUCUAUCGCCCAUAUUGUGGGCUUGCGCCUAGAGUUGAAGCUGAGGAGUUCCCAGAGGAUGACACGAUCCUGUCCGAUGAGAACUAUACAGAUGCAGAUCAUACCAGUGACACAACCAUCCGCCGUCCAUAUAUUGGUCUCGCACUUGAAGCCCCAGCUCCCCAGAGAAGAUAUGUACCAGCUCCACGUCGUCAUCAAGGAGUUCUUGAUCCCAAAUACGUUGCAGAAGACGCUGCUUUCUUUGCUCGAGCAAAUAGACAGUACCACCAGAAGAUCCAAGAGGUCGUACGCGAGGAUGAAAUGAAAAAUAAGGAAGAUAUGUCUGCAACUGUGGAUAAGUGGAAGUCAACCUUGACUGCAAAGACCAAGGCGGCUCCCGAUGUCUCCAAGGACCCUAACUUCAUCGACGUUUUCUGGGACGGUGAAAGAAAUGAAGCUUGUUGA
Molecule: messenger RNA, 615 nt
Organism: Sclerotinia borealis F-4128
Lineage: Eukaryota; Fungi; Ascomycota; Leotiomycetes; Helotiales; Sclerotiniaceae
Source: the annotation of a GenBank genome assembly